AUGUGGAUAUUUCACGGUGCCAACAGUUCAGUGCGUCUUUCCUCCACUUGGACCCAGUGGUGCUUGCGUUACGCUGCGGUGUUGAGUUUGUUGUGUUCGCCCGUCAGGACGGAUGACGCGUGUCCAUACUCCUGCGUCUGUGCCAGAGACUCGGGGACGGUGACCUGCCGGGACGGGGAGGACACGGAGGUACCGGGGGACAUACCGGAGUGGACGUCCAGCCUGAUCCUCCGGGGGAGGAACAUCUCAACUCUACAGCGCGGUGCGUUCAUGAGCAACGGCUCGGAGUUGGACAUGACGAUUCUCUCGCUGUCCUAUAACGGGAUACAGGCGAUUGAGCCUUACGCCUUCCUGGGGCUCCCCCGGUUGCGUUUGCUGGACCUGAGCCACAACCAGCUGGAGCUGAUCUCAUCCAGAGCUUUCCAUGGAUUACCUGAUCUGCGCUCUCUUUACCUCAAUAACUCUGUUUUACCUUCAGCCGCAGCGCAGCUCUCUGAGGCACUCGACACACAAACUUUGCAAAACCUGCACAGACUGGAGCUGGCGGGGAACAGACUGAGGUCUAUACCAAUGCUGAGGUUGGACAUCUACAACCUGCACGCCUUGGUGCUGGUGAACAACUCCAUAGAGAGCAUCGGCUGGGAAAACGUGACCAACCUGUACCAGCAAACUCGCCUACGUGUCUACUUGGCGUUGAACCCGUUCAGGUGCAACUGUGGACUGGAGGCGUUUUACUACUGGCUGAAGAACUCGUCCCAGUGUGCGGAUUCAGGGCAUCUCCUGUGCAGUGAGCCGGAGGCCAAGAGGGGGGUCCCCGUGGAGAUGCUCCGGGGAGACGACGUGGAUUGUAUGAACGAGAACCUCGAGGCGGUCUCCUACGUGUUUCUCGGUUUAGUGCUGGCUCUGAUUGGGCUGGUGUUUCUCAUGGUGCUCUAUCUCAACCGUGGUGGCAUCAAACGGUGGCUCAACAACAUCAGAGAUGCUUGCAGGGACCAGAUGGAGGUCUACCAUUACCGCUAUGAGCAGGACUCAGACCCCAGACUGGCCAAUGUGGCUGUUUAA
Molecule: messenger RNA, 1062 nt
Organism: Pleuronectes platessa (European plaice)
Lineage: Eukaryota; Metazoa; Chordata; Actinopteri; Pleuronectiformes; Pleuronectidae
Gene: tpbgl
Product: Wnt-activated inhibitory factor 2
Exons: 1
Coding region: 1-1062 (353 amino acids)
Biological process (GO): negative regulation of canonical Wnt signaling pathway
Cellular component (GO): plasma membrane
Molecular function (GO): protein binding
Source: RefSeq, a predicted model, not a curated record